AGAUAAAACUGCAGUAAAACAGUCUAAAGUUGGUCCACGCUCCCCGACCCAAAAACAAGUUGGUACUAUCAGAUUAUCUUUGUCUAACACUGACUUAAAGUGGGACGGCAUGAGAGCAGAAGUAGUUUUGGGAAAUGUAGCUUCACACACUGAAGCGCCUUCACUACAUGUAAGUCUGUCUCCUGAUGUAGUUCUGAGUCUGAUUGUGCUUCCUGAUGUUCUCUGUGUUACAGUGAUACAGGGUCAGGAUGACUGGGGAGUGACUUACACCUCUACUCAGAUCUGUGCUGUUAAAAGAUCAACAGUGGAAAUACACUGCAGCUACACAUACCCAUCCUGGUGGAAAGACAGUUAUACUAGAGUUGAGAGAACAUUAUGGUUUACUAAAAUGAAUUAUUAUCAACCUGUAGAUCUAACAACAGACUCAGAAUAUUCAGGUCGUGUGCAGUACAGUUAUAAAAACAAGGACUGCACUCUGAGAAUCUCAGACCUGAGAGAGAGAGACUCAGCUGUGUACAAGUUCAGGUUCAUAACAAACCAACAACGUGGAAGAUAUAUCAGUUCACCUGGAGUCACUUUGUCUGUCACAGCUCUGCAGGUGCAGGUGAUCAGAGUAACAGUCUAUCAGUCUUUUACCGGGGCAGAGCUGAAGUGUCACAGCAGCUGCAGUCCAGCUGGUCAUCUCUCCUACGUCUGGUUCAAGAACAGAGAACACAUUACCUGGGUGGAGACAUCUACUUAUAGAACCUGGUUUAAUCCCACAGACGUCUUCUCCUGUGCGUUGAAAGGACAUGAGAAGUUCCCCUCUCCUUCAGUGUGUGAGUUUACUGUGUCAGGACACAAACACACUGACAUUACAAUACAAUGACAAUUUCAGACGUAAUCUCACUGGAGUCUUCUGAUUCUUAAUGUAGGUGC
Messenger RNA from Sander lucioperca (pikeperch), 918 nucleotides. RefSeq lists its product as uncharacterized. The coding region runs from base 110 to 868 and encodes 252 amino acids. The record is from RefSeq and is a predicted model, not a curated record. The transcript has 2 exons. Lineage: Eukaryota; Metazoa; Chordata; Actinopteri; Perciformes; Percidae.